This is a messenger RNA of Epithele typhae, 1845 nucleotides long. RefSeq names its product glycoside hydrolase superfamily. Bases 1 to 1845 code for a protein of 614 amino acids. Gene Ontology annotation, molecular function: beta-galactosidase activity. Gene Ontology annotation, cellular component: vacuole. NCBI's taxonomy places the organism in Eukaryota, Fungi, Basidiomycota, Agaricomycetes, Polyporales, Epitheliaceae. The transcript has 18 exons. Gene Ontology annotation, biological process: carbohydrate metabolic process. The record is from RefSeq and is a predicted model, not a curated record.
AUGGCGUUCGGCAUCACCUCCCGAGCGAUUUGUUCUGCUCUGCUGUUGUUCUUAUGCGUGGCCGUGGUUGCGGGCUCCACCAGCUUCUCCCAUCGCGCAAACGGGGCCAGCGACAUCAUCACAUGGGACAACCACACACUCAUCUUGUAUGGCCAGCGGCUGUUCCUUCACGCGGGCGAGUUUCAUACCUUCCGACUUCCUGUACCCGACUUGUGGCUGGACAUCUUCCAGAAAAUGGUCGCGGUAGGCCUUAAUGCGGCGAGUGUCUAUAUCCAUAUGGGAUUGUCGCAUCCUGCUCCAGGAACCCUCGACUUUGAUGACUGGCGAUCUCUUCGCGCUAUGUACGAAGCUGCACAGCUUGCGGGUAUCUUCAUCAUUCUUCGUCCAGGUCCUUACAUCAACGGAGAGACUACUUCUGGUGGAAUCUCCCAUUGGAUUACCAGCGCAAUCUCUGGGACAGUAAGAACGAACGCCUCCGACUGGAAUGCAGCCUAUCAACCAUACAUAGACGGAAUCAUCAAAGAGAGCGUUGGCUACCAAGUCACCGAAGGAGGGCCCGUCAUAAUCGUCCAAGUUGACAACGAAAAUCGAUUCUGGACCGAGGCUCCAACGCAACAAUACUUCGCUGGCCUUGAGAAUCAGUACAGAGCAGGUGGCAUCGUUGUUCCUUUGACAUACAACGACCCAGGUAUGCAUGCGGGUUUCAUCAAUGGCACUGGCGCGGUUGACAUUUACGGCUUGGACGCGUACCCACAGGGUUUCAACUGCUCCAAUCCGACCCACCGGAAUCGCGUCACGGAAACUUACCAUCAGUGGCACGAGGACGUCAACCCCAGUCAGCCGUGGUACAUGCCUGAAUUCCAGGGCGGUUCCUUUGAUCCGUGGGCGGACCGGGAAGUUUUCUACAAGAACAACUGGGCAGCGAACAUCAAGAUGAUGUCUUAUUACAUGUUCUUCGGGGGUACGAGUUGGGGCGGUAUACCGUUCCCUGGGGUCUACAGCAGCUACGACUACGGGUCAGCGAUCCGAGAGAAUCGUGCUCUCACAGACAAGAUCGACGAGAUAAAGCGGCAAGGUUUGUUCAUACGCUCCUCGCCGCAGUUCCUCAAGACGGACUGGAUGGGAAAUUCGAGUACUGGCAUCCCAGGCGUCACCAUUCACGGCACAGGAAUAUUCGUGACGUCCCUGAGGAAUCCGGACAGCGGAACAUGGUUCCACAUUGCACGCCACAGCGACUCCACGUCAACCGCGAAUACCACUUUCACACUCACAGUGCCUACCUUCAACGAGCACGGUGUCAUCACCGACUACACCUUCGGCGCUCGAGGCUCUGUCCUUUACACCACUGCUUCCAUCUUUUUCGCUGGCACGAUUGGAGCACGCGACGUACUCUUCUUCUACGGCUCCGCAGGCCAAACCCACGAGCUCGCGCUCACACUGGACGGCAUCAUUAGCCCUGGCGACGCCGGGCUGGUCACGCUAUGGGACUCCGCCACCCAGCUCGUCCUUUUCGCUGACCCGGUGACCGCCGCGACGUUCUGGGCGCCACCUAUGCGCGCGCCGCGCACUCCCGCUCCUGCGGUCCCAGGCUUCAAAAACUUCUUCCAGUUCGGCACAAACGCGACUGUGCUCGUCGGCGGGCCGUACCUCACCACCGUGGCGCUGGGGAACUGGCGGUACGCGGACAGCUUGCCAGAGGUAGGAGCCGGGUUUGAUGAUGCGGAGUGGGUGGUCGCGAACAAGAAGACGACGAACAUCUUCCUGAAGCCGCAGUUUGGAGAUGGAACGGUGCUGUAUGGUUGCGACUAUGGAUUGUGCGUCGCGCUCGAUCCUGCGCUCGAUUGA